This is a messenger RNA of Coregonus clupeaformis (lake whitefish), 8844 nucleotides long. RefSeq names its product unconventional myosin-IXb. The record is from RefSeq and is a predicted model, not a curated record. The coding region runs from base 452 to 7066 and encodes 2204 amino acids. Gene Ontology annotation, biological process: intracellular signal transduction. Gene Ontology annotation, cellular component: myosin complex. Lineage: Eukaryota; Metazoa; Chordata; Actinopteri; Salmoniformes; Salmonidae. The transcript has 41 exons. Gene Ontology annotation, molecular function: ATP binding; microfilament motor activity; protein binding.
GCUCGCGAAGCCAGCCAGUAGACUUGAAAAGGAUGUACAAUUCAACGUAUUUUACUACAAGCCAGGUUUUAAUAUUCGGGUACGAUAGCAAUAGCAAACAGGUACACCACCUUGCAGAUAAAUAACUCUGCGGUAUGCUCCUGUUUUUGACCAAUGUUAGCUAAUUUAAUAGCAUAUUUUUACUGCUUGAUUCUGAACGACAACGUCCUUAGCCUGUUGUUAGCUAACAGUAGCUAACGUUCGCUGAAGGUAUUUGGUUGGCCAGUCUUGAUUUAAUCAAGAAGGGAACUACAAAAGCGGCUUUUUAAAUUAUCUGUCAGUUGUAUGCGAGAAAUACAAUAAGGAAGGAGUUAUCUUAGACAAUGAGAAAAACAACUGAACAAGGUGCUGGGUGGUGAGCGAAUAGAAGGCAGUGCGGACGGCAUGCUGAGGCGACUCCACCUGCCCCAGAAUGAGUGUUAAUGAUGGCGAAGGCGGAGCAGCUAGCAAAGAUGGACGGGCCUACAACCUGCAGGUCUACCCACGGCUCUCAGCGGACUGCCCACCUUGCUGCUCCCUCAAAGUGCCCAAGGAGGCCACGGCUGCCUCUGUCAUCCAGGACGCAGCCUCGGCCCUGGGCGUGGACCCGCAGUGCCUCUACGUGCUGGCUGAGGUGAAGGAGUGCGGCGGGGAGGAGUGGGUGCUGGAGUCUGGGGACCUCCCCGUCCAGAGGGUCCUGCUGUGGCCUCGCAAAGCCCAGGAGCAGCAUCCCCAAAGCGAGGGCUUCUACUUCGUCCUCCAGGAGAGGAACCGCGACGGCACCAUCCACUACGUCCACCUUCCCGCCCUCUGCAAGGAGCAGGAGGCCCAGAGAUUGGCGGCCAGAGGCUUCCUCCCCCCGCGCCAGGAGGACUUUGACGACCUGUGUAACCUCCCGGUGCUCAACGAGAGCAGCAUCCUGGAUAACCUUCGCAACCGCUUCCACAAGAAAAAGAUCUACACCUACGCCGGGUCUAUCCUCAUUGCCAUCAACCCUUUCAAGUUCCUACCCAUCUACAACCCCAAGUACGUCAAGAUGUACGAGAACCACCAGCUGGGGAAACUGGAGCCACACAUAUUUGCCAUCGCGGACGUGGCCUACUACGCCAUGCUAAGGAAGAGGGUGAACCAGUGCAUCGUUAUCUCUGGGGAGAGCGGCUCCGGGAAGACGCAGAGCACCAACUUCCUUAUCCACUGUCUGACGGCCCUCAGCCAGAAGGGCUACGCCAGUGGAGUGGAGAGGACCAUCCUGGGUGCUGGGCCUGUGCUGGAGGCGUUUGGGAAUGCCAAGACGGCCCACAACAACAACUCCAGCCGCUUUGGGAAGUUCAUCCAGGUCAACUACUUGGAGAGCGGGGUGGUGAGAGGGGCAAUUGUGGAGAAGUAUCUCCUGGAGAAGUCUCGUCUGGUCUCCAGAGAGAAGAAUGAGAGGAACUACCAUGUGUUUUACUAUCUGCUGGUGGGAGCGUCAGAGGAGGAGCGCAAGGAGUUCAAACUGCUGCAGCCUGAAGAUUACCUCUACCUCAAGCAGCAAAACUUUAAGAUAGAAGAUGUAGACGACCUGCGUCAUGAAUUUGAGAGGCUGCAGCAGGCCAUGGAGAUGGUGGGCUUCCUGUCUGCCACUAAGAAACAGAUCUUCUCUGUGCUGUCGGCCAUCUUGUACCUCGGCAACGUGACGUACAGGAGGAAGUCUACAGGCCGAGACGAGGGACUGGACGUGGGACCACCGGAAGUCCUGGCUACCCUCUCAGACCUGCUCAAGGUGAAAGAGGAGUUGCUGGUCGAGGCGCUGACUAAGAGGAAAACGGUGACAGUCAAUGACAAGCUGAUUCUGCCCUACAGCCACAGUGAGGCCAUCACUGCGAGAGACUCCAUGGCCAAGUCUCUGUACAGUGCCCUGUUCAACUGGAUUGUCCUGCGCAUCAAUCAUGCACUGCUCAACAAGAAAGACAUGGAGGAAUCUGUCCCGUGUUUGUCAAUAGGGGUCCUGGAUAUAUUUGGCUUUGAGGACUUUGAGACCAACAGCUUUGAGCAGUUCUGUAUCAACUAUGCAAACGAGCAGCUUCAGUAUUACUUCAACCAGCACAUCUUCAAACUUGAGCAGGAGGAGUACCAGGCGGAGGGCAUCACCUGGCACAACAUAGACUACACAGACAACGUGGGCUGCAUCCACCUCAUCAGCAAGAAGCCCACUGGUCUCCUGUACCUACUGGACGAGGAGAGCAACUUCCCCCACGCCACUGAUAAGACCCUGCUGGCCAAGUUUAAGCAGCAGCACCAGGAGAAUAAGUACUUUGUGCCCACGCCUGUGAUGGAGCCUGCCUUCGUCAUCCACCACUUUGCUGGGAAAGUCAAAUACCAGAUCAAGGACUUCCGGGAGAAGAACACGGACCACAUGCGUCCGGACAUUGUGGCUCUACUGCGCAGCAGUGACCGGGCCUACGUGCGUCAGCUGAUCGGGAUGGACCCUGUGGCCAUGUUCCGCUGGGGCAUCCUGCGAGCCACCAUCAGGGGAAUGGCUGCCUUCAACGAAGCUGGACGCCGUUGGGCCGCCAAGACCGCAGGUGUGCAGCGCACCACUUCCAGGACUCUUUUGGGGGAGCUGCAGAGGUCCAACACGCCUGUAGAAAGGAUGUACCGGGACAUGCAUGCCCAGAUAAUCAGUUCCAUUAAGGACUUGCAGCUGGACGGUGAGGACCCUCGCAAGCUGCUGCAGUCCUGGGGUCGCCUGCGGUUCCCUCGACACCUCCUUCAGAAAAACAAGAACGCCAAGCAGAAACAGAUCAUACCCAAGAGCCUUCUGGACUCUCGCUCCCUGAAGUUCAUCGUCGGUCGGACCAUCCACGACCGCUCCACCAAGUCUCUGCAUCACCUCAACAAGAAGAAGAAGACCCCCAGCAUCAGCGCUCAGUUCCAGACCUCUCUGACAAAGCUGCUAGAGAAUCUGGGCAGAGCAGAGCCCUUCUUCAUCCGCUGUAUUCGUUCCAACUCUGAGAAGAAAGAGAUGUGCCUGAACGAGACCCUGGUGCUGCAGCAGCUGCGCUACACAGGCAUGCUGGAGACGGUUCGCAUCCGAAGGUCUGGCUAUGGAGCUAAGUACAUCUUCCAGGAAUUCAUUGAGCAAUUCCGAGUGUUGCUGCCCAAAAAUGCCACACCCUCCAAGCCAGAGGACAUCUCAGCCUUGUUCCAGAGGAUGAAUCUAGACCACACCACCUACCAGAUAGGCAAAACCAAGGUUUACCUGAAGGAACUAGAGCGUCAGCAGCUGCAGGACAUGCUGCACAAGGACGUGAUGCGUAAGAUCAUCUUCCUGCAGCGCUGGUUCAGGGCCCACCUGGAGAGGAGGUACUUCUUGGAGAUGAGACAUGCGGCCAUCUUGAUCCAGCGUGCAUGGCAUAGGCACCACAAGGAGAGACGGUGUCAGGCAGCCACACUGAUUCAGGCCGUUUGGAGGGGCUCUAGACAGAGAUCAGAGUACCUCCGCAGGCGGACCAACAUCAAGAAAAUACAGGCUCUGGCCAGAGGACACUCAGCACGGAGGAGGUGCCAUUCAAUACGGGAGGACAAGAGGAAAAAGGAGGAUGAAGAAGAGGAGGCCAGGAGGAGGGCAGAGGAAGAGGCAGCCAGGCUAGUGAGAGAGGCAGAAGAGGAGGCAGCCCGACUGGAAAUGGAGGCAGAGGAAGUGGCAUAUAGGAGAAAGAAAGAGGCAGAGCGGGAGGCAGCGGAGAGGAGGGCGAGGGAGAAUGAGGAGGCACGGCUGAGGCAGGCAGAAAGGGUCAAUGAGGAACCUGAGACACAGGAGGAACCAGAGGCACAGGUGGCAGCUGAAAGGACUCUAGAUGAGAGCCGACAUUGGGACAAAGUGCCUGUCCAGGACAAGGAGGAGCAGAGGGAGGAAGUGGAAGAUGGCGAGGCUGCAGCUAGUUCACCUCCCGAGAAGGUGGGAAAGCGGGAUGCCUCUGCAGUCUCCCAGCCUAAUAAGGGCAACAGUACACAGGCUGAGGCUGGGCCCCAGCCAGAGGAUGAGAGCCAGGCUGUGGAGGAACUGGAGGAAGCCCACUCCGAGGAGCCCGAGGAGGAGGGGACCACAGAGGCAGCUGCCCCCCAGUCACCAGAGAGAUACAAGGGGGCUCAGGCGGCUGCGGAGGCUUCCCCCUCCACAGACCCCCAGUCGGGGCAGAAGAAACUACGACCUCCCCCCCUCCACAAGGCCCCAGCCUCCAGGAGCCAGGAGAAGAGAGAGCUGCGGCGCCAGCGGGGCCUGGAGCACAGCCAGAGAGAGAGUGAGCGGGUCGCCUCGGCAGCCACCAAGGAGGAGCCCGCCCCUAAGGUCAUGGAUCAGGAGGCAGCCAACCGAGCCGAGGGAAAGCCAAAAGGCCGGCCUGAGCGGACAGACAGCAAGGAGAUGGACCAGUACACCUUUGUAGCCUGGAAGAAAGAAGACAAGGGGAAGAAGGAAGCCAAAGCCGCCACCCCUGCACCUAUACGCCCAAGCACCUUACACCUGAACCCCCCUGAGCCAAUGGCUAACAGGAACGGCCAUGAGGUCCUGGGUCCAGGCAACCUGACUCGCUACAGCCAACAGGACGCCAUGAAGGAGAAGGCAGAGAAAUGGAAGGAGAGGAAGAUUGAUGUACGACAACCAGAGAGUACCAGUCCUCCUGAGGCCCACAGCAAGGACAGGAUAAAAAAAUAUUCACAGAGUGGUGGAAACUCUUCAUCUCUUGAUGCUAUGUCCCCUGGAUUGGCUGGUGCUACUUCAAACAGAGAGUCUCCUACAGAGGAUGGGUCAAAGGGCAGCAUGAAGAGGAGGACCCAUGACACCUCAGGCCACCAGGACACUGUCCACACUCACCCCUCCACCCCAGAGAGUAGAUCCUCAGGGUUCCUGAGGAAGAUCCUGAAGAAACGUCCCCAUAAGGAGCCUCAGACCCCUGACGAUGGAGAUCUGACCACGGCCCAGGCCCUGAUCGAACGAGGAGAAGACCCGGCUAGUGGAGGUCGGGUGGUGAGCCAGAACCCCACCAUCAAGAUCAGCCAGGCCACACGGGUCUCAGAGCAGUGGAACGCCUCACUGGACCGGGAGAUUACCAACGCCAAUGAACUCCGACACCUGGAUGAGUUCCUGGGGAAUCAGGUGAAUGACUUCCGCUCCAGGGGGAAGCAGUUGUCGGCAACCGAGGACAUCUUCAUCUCAGCCACCGUGCAGUUCAGAGAGACCAUCAAGGGCAUGUACUCUCUCCCAAAACCCCACAUUGGCUACAACGGUCUGAUGCGUGGCUACCAGAACAGGGUGAUCAUCCUGGCCGGAGACAAGAAGAAGGGUGAGGUGCAGCUGGUGGUCAACCUCUUCCAGUCUGUCCUGGAUGGCUUCAUACGGGGGGAGAUCAAGAAGGAGGAGGCAGAACCAGCCAAGCCUGAUAAAGCUCGGAAGAAGAGGCGGAAAAAAGACAAGGGUAUGGAGAACCCUUUGGACCAUGUGUUCAGCACAUACCAGGUUAACAUCAUGCAGUCCUGUGACCAGUGCAGCUCCUAUAUCUGGGGCAUGGAGAAAGCCUGCAUGUGCAGCUAUUGCAAGAUGGUGUGCCACAAGAAGUGCCUCUGCAAAAUUGUCACAGACUGCUCCACGUUUUGUGUCAAAAAGAGUGAUGAGUCGGGAGGCCUGCACUUUGGGGUGCGAGUCUGUCACCUGACCAGCGAUAAGAACCCUGUUCCCAUGGUGCUGGAGAUAAUGCUGGAGCACGUGGAGAUGAACGGCCUGUACACGGAGGGGAUCUACCGCAAGUCUGGCUCCGCCAACCGCAUGAAGGAGCUCCACCAGCGAAUGGAGACUGACCCCCACGCUGUGUGCCUAGAGGACUACCCCAUCCACACAGUGACUGGGCUGGCCAAACAGUGGCUGAGGGAGCUGCCUGACCCCCUCAUGACCUUCACUCAUUACAAUGACUUCCUUCGGGCCGUAGAACUUCCUGAAAAGCAAGAACAGCUACAUGCCAUCUACAAAGUGUUGGAACAGCUCCCCACCGCAUGCUUCAACACCUUGGAAAGGCUUGUCUUCCAUCUAGUCAGAGUGUCUAAGGAGGAGUCUCACAACCGCAUGUCUCCCAACUCCCUGGCCAUCGUGUUUGCCCCCUGCAUCCUCCGCUGUCCAGACAGCGCCGACCCACUCAUGAGCAUGAGGGACGUGGCGAAGACCACCACGUGUGUGGAGAUGCUGAUCAACGAGCAGAUCCGAAGCUACAACGAGAAGAUGGAAGAGAUUGAACAGCUGGAAUAUGCAGAGACUUUGGCUAUCAAUCAACUCAAACUCAAGAGGCAGAACACGCUGCAUUGGCAUUUGCCCCUCAGGUUUUCUGCUCCAUACAAAGGAGUGGUGGUGCAUGAGAAAGAGUGCUCUGACCUGACGGUGGUCCCUGAGAAUGAUGUGCCGCUGGACUCUGAUACGGAGGCUGAGAAAAACCUGAUGGCGCGCAUCAAGUCCAUCAAACAGGAGAAGGAGGACCUAGUCUGCAGAUUGCCAGAGCUGGAGCAGCCUGGUUCAGACCAAGAGAACCUGGAUUCUGAGGCGUCGGUGAGCUCUGAGAGCCUGCUGGACGAGCGCUGCCACAACUCAGAGCCCGAAGGGAGAGGUUCUCUCCUACUGAAUAAGGCCAAGCUGGCCUGCCCUCCCAAGCCUUCUGACCUGGCCCAGAGACCUAAGGCCCCAGGGGAGCGUUCCUCCCUCCGCAACCUUGGCUCCACCUCCCGGCUCCAGCUGCAACAACACCGCCCCAUCAUCUCUGCCACGGUAAAGCUGCCCCCGGGCAUCCACUCGCAACCCCCCGCUGUGGCCCUCAACCCCCCUGCCAGCCGUGGCUUCAGCCUGAUCAAGAGGCGGGAGAAGCCCGCCCGACGCGAAGACGGCACCCAGUCCCUGUACAUCAGCCCAGACAAGGACCUGUUCCCCUCCUCCUCCCUCUCCAUCUCCACCCCACAAAGCCUCCAGACCACCAGCAAGGCCCUCAGACGCUUCUCAGACCCCAUCAUCCCCUAUACUGACCAGGCCUGACACAGACAGGAGGCACAAUAGAACUCGAUACAGAACUGGAUAUCUAUGGUGGGUCCACUCAGGCAGGAGUGGCCUGGAGGGUACAGUAUGCAGGCUGUUAUUGUUUCGGUUGCUGUUGCCAUGGAAACUGAUCAUGCCUGAUAAUAACAGGAUGUGUCACCAAGCACUUUUUCUACACUUAAUAUAUUGUUGUAGUUUUUUAAGAGACAAAUUAAAUCGAGUUUGCGCUGCAUUUUGUGCGGCUGCAUGGACUCUAUGGACAAAUGUUUUCUUUUUUAAAUACUUAGGUUUCAUGAGGAAAAACUGCAGGUUAUUGCACAUUUCCAUUCCCAGGUCUCCUUAUGAGAAGACCCAAACAUUGUCCUCAAUGUAAAGUCAAUAGUGCCUUGAUUUGUACAUUGUCAGUGUACAAAUUAAUUGGUCAUUUGUACUUUUAAUAUUCAAUGGUGGAGACGGUAUUUUUGUAUGAUACUCUUGUGCUAAUUCAAAGAAAUUGUACCAACUCAAGACAUGAUCGAACGAGGACCAAAACACUUGUGAUCCAGUUAUGGUGCCUUGAACAGCCUUCUCGUCGGAAAUGAACUAAAGCCACGUUCUUCCCUCUCCCACCAUUUCCUCCCUGUAUAGGAACUGCUUUCACUUGUCAAAGGGAAAAUGGGAGCAGCACUAGCCACUUUCCUCCUGGAUGAAAACCGCUAUCCCUUGUCAAGGGCUGCAUGCUAUGUCUUAUAAAUGGACCUUUUAGAUUCUACUUUCUGUAAUGUUUCCGCAGCUACAUACAUAUGGCUUCAGUCAACUGUACUGUACCUGCCACUAAGUCAAUAGGAGGGUCAGGAUCACUAUAGACUACAGACGACCCCCUCUUCAAAAGUUGUUUGAUAUGUAAUACUAAUGAGUGAUUCCUCACGGAACCCAGACAAAAAAAAUACCAUGAUUUGGGGGAUUUUCACGAAAUGUAAUCCAUGGAAUAGUCCUUUGGAGGAAGGAUUGUUGGCGUAUAAUUGAGAAAUAAUUCAUCAAAGUUGGCAUAUGUAUGACAUUUUGGCCUUACCUAGGCCUCCUUUUAAGGCUCCAUAAUAUUUCAUCUGUAGAUGCUAAAGCAAAGAUUGGUGUCAUAAGAAGCUUUACCUCUUGCUCUGUAAUAUGAGUAGUAUUUUAAUUUCAAUAAAAUGUUUUUUACAUUAAUUUAUGAAUAUUGACAAAUAUAAAUUGAAUAUUGAAAAUAUACCAUUUUUGAUUUGGCACAUUUUUCAAUAUAUUGUUGAACAUAAUAUACUCUAGUCUUCAGGGAUAUAAAAAUUCCAGAGUGGGAUCUCUGCUAGUUUUCAUGUUAUGUCCCAUUUUAUUCAGAGAAAUUGUCAUAGUAGGCAAUGUAGCCAAUCACAGCCCUUCUUUUAUCAUUGCACAUCCUGCAAAUCACCAGCAGGAGCGAACAUUUUGAAUCCAUUUUCACAUUCACUCUGUUGGUAAUGCUUACAAAUUGGAUCAUAACGCUAAAAGUAGCAAAGGCCCCAGUCUGGAACUUUGAAAUGCCCGUAGAGUAUAUUAUGUUCAAUAAUAUAUUGAAAAAGAAACGGCAGUCAUUUAUUGAAGUCUACAAGGGCCAUUGUUUGUCUGAGAACAACGUAGGAGUGCUGUAUCGAUAGCUAUGAUUCUAAUCUAUCAUUGCAUAAUAAUCACUGCUCUAUUGGAAAUAACAUUUUCCUAAUCCAGGCACUUGUCAUCUCCCGUCUGGAUUACUGCAACUCGCUGUUGGCUGGGCUCCCUGCUUGUGCCAU